Messenger RNA from Toxotes jaculatrix (banded archerfish), 6985 nucleotides. RefSeq names its product zinc finger protein 365 (gene znf365). The record is from RefSeq and is a predicted model, not a curated record. Gene Ontology annotation, biological process: regulation of double-strand break repair via homologous recombination; regulation of DNA strand resection involved in replication fork processing; regulation of neuron projection development. NCBI's taxonomy places the organism in Eukaryota, Metazoa, Chordata, Actinopteri, Toxotidae. The transcript is spliced from 6 exons. Bases 142 to 1563 code for a protein of 473 amino acids. Gene Ontology annotation, cellular component: centriolar satellite.
CUAACUCGACGUUGGUCCUCUGUUGAAUUAAUGACAUCAUUCGGGCUGCUGUCUGUCUCCAUCUGCGACAUGACACCUUCAGACAGUAACGGUUAGACGUUAAUUUACGGUCUGCCGUUAAACUACACCCGGUGCAGAGUGAUGCAGCAGAAGUUGUGUUCCAGAGGUUCUGGUUCUUUCCUCUUGGAGAGGAACGGGCAGGCCUGCGGCGCCGGCACUGACUCCAUCACUUCCUGCGACCUUCCUUUCCGCUGCCCCCGCUGCGGUGAGCAGGAGCGUUUCCGCAGCCUGGCUUCGCUCCGCGCCCACCUGGAGUACCGCCACUCGUACCGCUCGCCGGACGUGAUCACCGGUGGCUUCAGCAUCACUGGGAAACUCCCCGACCCUUUGACAGCGGCGAUUCCCUGGCACGACAUGAGCCUGCCGACCCGCAGGGGGCAGCAGAGCGCGGGGAGGCCGCCUCAUGCACGCUCCCUCAGUGACAGCAGAGACAGCGGAUACCUCCAUUCCUACAGCUCAGUGAGGCGGCGCACCCAGAGCGUUGGGGUGGGGACGCAGGCCGAGGAGGAGGAGGAGGAGGAAGAUGAAGAGGAAGGGGUCACAGAAGAUGAAGAUGUAGGAGAAGAGGAUGAGGAGGAAGACAAUGGUGAAGAGAGAGAUGGAGGCAGAAAUGGGGAAGAUAUCAAAACAUCGACUAAAAAGUCAGAUGCAGGCCACCACCACCUCAACCACUAUCACUUCCCGUUCCCUCCUCUGGCUCCUCUUGACCCCCCCCCUGACCCGGACCCGGACCUGGGCCUGGUUGAGCAGAACUCCUACUCGGGUUUGGAGACAGCGGCGGCCUCGGCCGCGGUGCGGCGGCGACUGGCCAGCAUCCUGCGGGCGGCCGACAGCACCAUGCAGCGCCGGCUGGCCAAGGUGAGCACGGAGCUGGCCCAAACCGACACGGAGCUCCUGUGUGAGCGUGCUCACUCGCAGCACCUGGCCCAGGAGAGGCAGGAGGUCGCAGAGCGGGAGAGGUCGUUGAGCCGGCAGGUGGACGUGGCUGUCAUGGUGAUCGCGGCGCUGAGGGAGCAGCUGAACGCCUCAGAGAAUGAACUGGAACGACGAGAGAGGGAGGUGAUAACCAUCCAGAGGUUUCUAGAAGCAGCAGCUCGACAGGAGACGUGCGGUAAAGUUCGAAUCCAGCGUUUCAUCGAGAACCUGCUGAGACGCAUCGCUCUGGCCGAGAGACUGGUGGAGUAUUACCAGGUUAACGGCAGUCCGCCACAGUGCAACCACUACAAGCAGCACCAGCAGGAAACUGAUAAUGGACCUCACAGAAUUACGAAAAGCAGGUCAGCGGGAGGUCAGCUGUCCUCGUCCGGUCUCCAUGACAACAGGACCCAGUCCUCCUCCCAGUUCGGCAGCCGUCCUCCGUUCUCCAAACCAGGCGGGGAACGAGACCGGGAGCGGGAGCACCGGGAACGGCUGGCCCAGUCAUCCAGGCUGUUCUGCCGACCCGAACACAGAGACGACAUCUGGAACCACCAGCGCCGCCGGUCCGCCGGGUACGAGGCCUAGAACUGUAAGGAGACACCAGAGGGAGAGGACGUCAGCGGGUAAAACCUUCGAACACAGUGACUUUAUUCCAGCGUGGUAACCUGUGGAAAAGUACUGCAAAGGUCACAUUAAACUUAAAAGUAAUUCCUCCUCAGUCCAGUUUUCCAUUUAAAACAACACACUACACACACACACUCCAUUAGAUCACUGCAGUCUGUUACUUUGUCCUGAGGUGAACUCACAGAGCUCGAAUCCAUUUGUUUUGACCACAAACGUUUUGCCUUCAUACUGAAUGAGAUCAGGCGUCUGAGGGAAACUGACUGGAGCACUGUCACAGGGUUUAAGAACAGAAAGCAGUGAUCAGUUCUACUGUUUCAACACACUGGGAUCACACUGUAUUUAAGUACAUAAUAGUUUUUAUCGUAAGGUUUUUUUUUAUUGGCAACACUUUAUUGUGUUAUUUGUACUUUUCCAUAGAUUAUUUACCUGAAAUAAACCAUUGUAAAGAGUGAACACUGGGCUGUUUUCAGCAGGAUGUAACUGUGGCUGAACGUUCACUUUAUUCACAGAGGUGAAAGAGAAAUGAAACAAACGAUGUGUCAUCUCAGUCUUCAGUGCGUUCAGUACGUCCUGUAUUUUAGAGAAACUUCAGGAAACAAUGUGAUUUUGUAUUCACUGAUCUAAGAUCUGAUUACAGUUCAGCUCUCAUGAGGCAGUUUGAAGUUGAAGUUUUCUUCCUGAAGCAGUUGGACUGAGUGGAACUGGUUCCCAGUGAUGAUGCUGACUCGUCCUCUCCUCUGGUCCAACCUUCACGUCUCGGCCUGGUUCCCCAAAAGCUCCUGGUCAGUCCAGUUAUCUUCUCUCUGUCUGUGCUUUCAAGGCUAAAUGGCAUCGAUCGUUUGAUGGGGUGGAUUUUAAAAUCAUUAGCUGUGUCUAAAACAGUAAUUAAUGAUUUAAACGACAGAGUCAGGCACAUGUUUUGUACCUGAGACGGUAUGUUACCCUAACCCUCACCCUCCUCCCUGCUCACAUUUGGUUGGUUAAGCACAGACAGGAAGUUGAUGACACCAGACCUGGGUCAGAUGAACUUUGCAUAUAAUUCUUGGCUUUUGUAUAAAACAGGCUUCAGAUGUUAGAUGGUUGAGUUUCACUGCAUUAGGACCAGUUCAGUUACUGUCUGGUAAUUGUACAUAGAGAGAGAAAUGUUAGAUUUGUUGACUUGAAAAUACUUUAUUGUGGUUUUUAUUUUUCCAGGCAGUCGUGGUCCUUCUGUAUGUCACCCACCAGUCUGCUGCCAAAGCAGGAUUAAACCACUGAUGUAGUGGAGGGUAAACACAGAUAUACAAGAGUAUAUACAACAGGUUUACCCACUUUUUGUUUUGAAGAAUAUUCCACCAUCUUAUUUUCCAUCUGAGCCAGAGUCAGAUGAGAAGACAGACACCAGUUUCAUUUCUCUGCGUCCAGGACAAAGAGAGAUUCAGGGUGUGUUAGCCUAGCUUAGCAUAAAGACUGGAUGGAGGGGGAAUCUGCUAGCCUAGCUCCAUCGAGGUGAGAUGGAGGUGUCAAGUAAUUCCAGGGGCACUUUUGUUGACAAUAAGAGGAAUAUAGAUUAAAAAUAUAGAACAACAUCAGGUUUAUCCUUUAGUUAAAGCUUCUGAAAGCGUGAAUCAUUCCACCCUGACGUCAGUCUCUGUGCUAAAGACUGUGGAAAACUGCAGGAAUACCCUCCACUACAUCAGCAGAUAAAAGAAGCCAUGUAGAUGCAGGAGCAGCGUGGCCCAGCUCUGGAGGACACCGCACAUAUAACGAAUGUACUCUGAGUUAGCGUAUAGCUCAUACUGAAGAGGUGCCGUGUUUUAAGACCUGGAUCUGGCCUCGUCGUUCAGGCUUAAACUCGCACUCAUUCACACAGAAACGGGUGGAGAUUCUCCGAUCACAAACGAGCGGCGUCGCGUCAGCGCUUUCAUCCAAAGUGACUCUCAGUGCUGUGAACACGAUCAGUGCAUCUGCAGUAAACGACUCCCAGCGGCUUGUUGAACAGAAUCAUUCCUCUCUGCAUCGUCCUGUACGAUCUGUUUACACGUCCUUUUGCACUCAUCCAGUCAUAAGAAUGUACAUGUGAACGACGGUAUUCGGUGUAAAGUGUAUCUGUCGCUGGUUUAGGUUUCGUUGACAGUGUUCAUAGAUAUUUUGUAUACAAAGCUAUUACAUGUCGUCAAGUGGAAGCAGUAGUCCGACAGAACUUUAACUUGGCAGAACAUUUAUCUGGGUCACAAACACAAAUCAUGUCAAAUCAUUUUUUCUCUUUCAGCAGGGUGUCUGCAGGUCCUGGGAAGUCCUUAAAUUAUGUCAAGUAAAUUCAAGGCUUUGGAGUUUGUCUUUACACAGUUACAUAAUACAGAAGCCACACGUUGGUGUGUUGCUGCUCUGCUGUGGUUAUUCCACUCAGACUCUUCUGAUCAUCACCGUGAUCUUCUUCUUCUUUUCUUUGUUGAUCUUAUUUAAAUUUCUGAUUGGCGUUAAUAAGGUCAUUAAAUGUUUUAACUGGGAGUGAAUGGAACUUGCAGGCACCCUCCCUCAGACUGAGCAGCAGUGCUGUCCAUCACGAUUUCUUCCAAAUUUAUCGGAAGUUGCCAAUAUUUUUAAUCCAGAUGCUGAACUGUUUUUUUUUCAUCAGUUUAACGAAGUCAGAUUGAAAUAUUCGAAUUUCACUAAUACCUGAUGCUACGUGUUAAAUGGAAUAUAUACUGAAUAUAAAGUGUUAGUCAUCAGUUUUUAAAGGGGCCCUGAAACACUGAGGGGCCAACAUGAAUUUGGUCAGUUAUUACCUGCUUCUCGCCAAACUGCCCAGAGACGUGUGUGUGUGUGUGUGUGUGAUUAGACUCGGUGAGUUUAGACACUGAUGAUCUGAGCCUGAGUGUUUCUGCUGCUGUUGAUUAAAAACCCACUUUCUCUUCACUUUCCAGCAGCUGGAAGAACCAAGAACUGAUAAACACACCGGUUUAAACAGGUGCCACAGGAGUCACACACACACAUACACACACACACACACAUACACACACACAUACACACACACACACACACACACACACACACACACAGAGCUCGGUCAAUCAGUGGCUCUGUGUUAACUAAACAAAUAAGAAAAUGUUCAGUGAUGGAAACUCGUAGUCGUGUUUUGUUAGUUUCAGUUUUUUUGACUUUGAAAUUCUUCUAAAGGUGAAAAGCAUCGCUCUGCUGUGACUCUGCAGAUUUCAGUCCUGGUACCUGUGGCUACCUGCUCUGCUCCGCUUAUUGAAGCCAGGUGUCUUAUUUACCUGGCGUUUAAAGAACGUGCUGAUCACAGUUUGAUGUUUCACUCUGAGGAAAAAACUAAAUUCGAGUCGUGAGGCUUUUAUGCAAACAGCAGCAGAACUGUGUGUGUGUGUGUGUGUCCGUGUGUGUGAGUUUCUGGUGCUCAGUCAUUGGAUGGUGGUAGAAGAUGCAUGAUGCAGCCCUACUACUACUACACAUGUAGCUGUUGUGUUACCGUGUUAGCAUGCUUCAUAUGUAGCCAACAAAAGCAAAGUACUUAUCUUAUCUUGUACUGUGUGUACCUUUGUAGCAGAGCGAGGUUUAUUUGAAUGGGAUUUGAAGGAGAGUUGCACUAAUCCAACCUCGAGCUCGGAGCUCGGAGCUCGGAGCUGCUGGCUUUGGUUUGAGGGGAGUGUUGUUUGCUGGACAAUCAGCAGGGUUCACACGCAGGCUUCGAAAAGUCCGGAAAAUACAUUUUAUUACUUCUGUGUUUGGAAAUGUUUUGGGGAAAAUGUGGAAGCACGCUGUGGAACGGAGCGAGAAGAGAGGCUGAGACGUGGGUGAAAACAUAACCAAGUAUUAACUGGAGUUAAUGUCAGUUUGAUUAUGACACUACUACCUUUGUUGCCGUGCGUCGGUAGAGAUAGAGUUAGUUUCAUGUUGUGUAAAACUGUUUCCGCGGCCAAGUUUAAUAUCCUUCAGUUCAUCAUGUGCGUCUGUAGGGACUUCAUUCGCAGAAGUUAAUCUCUAGUUUUGUGCCUUCACUCAAAAACUCUGUAGUCUGUAUAACACUGUGCGAAAUGCAAUACUGUGAAGCCCUGGAAUCCUUUUUAUGUUGAAACGUGUCGGUCUGUGUGAUAACGAUUAAAGAACAAACAUGACACCAGGAUUAUUACCGGAGUUAUCACUGGUCAUUACUGGCAUCGGAUUGUGUACUUUGCAUUUGAUUCAACCGUCGUUAAAUCAUCUGUACGUGUACACACAAUAAACAUACAGGAAACACACAGUAAACACACAGGAAACAUAGUCACCUGUACACUGCUGAAUCGGGGACUUGACACAACAGCAGCAACAUGAAAACAUUAUAUUAAAAACAAUUAGAGUAACUUAGUGUCGGGCUGUUUUAAUGGUGUUGUUGCAGUACCCACACACAGCCACUCGGUGUCACUGUUUAAAAACGGCCUGGGUUGCAUCAGGCUUCACACUGUUUUGGUUUUUGACCCUUCGGGGUUCGACUUCUUGUUCUUCACCGACCGAUUUCCAACAUUUCCCAGAAUUCUUGCUGUGAGCAGAGACGGUGGUUGUGACGGCAGACAGGGGACAGGCCUGAGUUUCUGUUCCCACACUGUCCUUUCUGCUGCUGCCACCAGGGGUCACCAGCGCCAGGCUUUUCAGUGGUGGGUUUGUGUGUUUGUGUGUUUGGAAUAUCACUGUCAGAUUAACAUCACACAGAGGAAGGAAAAUGUUUGUACCUCGUUUUCUCUGAUGAUCCUCGUGCAGCAGAGUCGACUGUGCAGGUUCAGGUUGAAUACACAACCACAGCUGAUGGAAACGUUAACGUUUGUUUGGUAGUGACACAAAAAUGUGUGUGUGAGUCAAGGUUUAUCACGUGGUGUGUAAAACUGUGACAGCAUCCAGAUUUAGUGACGAUGAUGAUGAAAACAGGACGUUCAUCAGCAGACACCCACACACCCACACACACAGACACACACAGACACACAAAACCCCACAUCAUGAUGACGACAGUGUCUCCACACUGGCUGUAUUUGCCAUCAGUUAUUAAUAUGACUGCACACACACACACAUGUAAGUUUGUCGUUUAUUAUUUGCAUCACAUUUGAGAACAAACAAGAUUUCUAACAUCUUUGUGUUUCAGUUUCAGUCACUGAGCAAAAUCCCCCACUUCACUUCAUAUCAGCUGAUAAAUGAAAGUGGAAAUAUGAACAUGCAUCAUUAAAGCAUCAGCUGUUAUCUGAUCUGAUCUGAGAGUAAACAUAUUAAAAUUAUAAAAACAAUUGUUCUCUCACUCCAGGUUAAAGUUAGAGAACUUUGAUCUAUGAUGUGAAAUUAUUAUUUCUAUACUUAAGACUAUAACCGUGUUACCUGUACCUGUUAUCACCUGAGGGCAGACGGGCACAGGUAAGAUGAA